AUGCAGCAAACUAUUACAAUAACUUCACUAUUUAAUACAAAUGAACAUCCUAUACAAUUCAAUUUUUCAUCUCGUCUUCGAUUGACUCGACAUCUCGUUCAUAUAACAAUUUUCAUUGUAUUCAUAUCUAUUCUCGCAUUUAUUGGUCAUUGGCGUCUUUCUGCUCGAAAAUGCAAUCAAUCUUUAUCUUAUUUUUCUCGUUUUAUUAUCUCUAUUGGCAUUGUUAGCCUUGUGCUCAACGAUCUCCUAAUCGUGAAUGGUAUCACUCAUCCACCAUGGUGUUAUAUCCAUCAAAUAAUACUCCAUUGUCUUUUAACAAUAAUAGUCACUGGACAUUUACUACCGGAUUUUUACUCUUACUACACCAGUCGAUUCUCUCAACAACGUGAUUCGGAUAAAUUAAAAUCUGCUGUUAUAUUCAUGUUCAUGCUUUUUCUUAUUACUCAAUUGAUUCUCAUGAUUCAGUGGUCUGAUCUAUGGGAUAAGAAUUCAUUAGAUCGACCGAUUCUCUGUCUUGGCAAUGUUCGUCCACAAUUAUUAAUUCUUCUUCUUCAUAUUCUUGAUUUUAUUUCUAUUAUUCAAACAAUCCGCUCGUCUUCAUUCACUAAUGAGAUCAAUCUAAUCCAUGAAAAGCUCCUUGAAUUGAAUAGUAUUCUUUUGCGUAUAUGUUAUUUUUUCGGUACAUCGGUUCUCCAAAUAUUCUUCUUGCCAGGCGAGUUCUCCGGUACUCUCUAUAGUGCAAUACUCGUCAUUGAAUACACGCUGAAAUAUUUCGUUCGGACACUCUAUCAUUCCAAUGAGAAAUACGAAAUAAAUAUGAUUGGUCUUGACAAUAAUGAUAUACCAUAUUUACGUUUACAAAGUGAAGAUGUUGGUGAUGAUACACGAUUGCUCAAUGAUAUUAACUAA
Messenger RNA from Adineta ricciae, 909 nucleotides. NCBI's taxonomy places the organism in Eukaryota, Metazoa, Rotifera, Eurotatoria, Adinetida, Adinetidae. The record is from the annotation of a GenBank genome assembly.